This is a messenger RNA of Aspergillus oryzae RIB40, 684 nucleotides long. RefSeq names its product EF-hand superfamily Ca2+-modulated protein. The coding region runs from base 1 to 684 and encodes 227 amino acids. The record is from RefSeq and is a predicted model, not a curated record. The transcript has 4 exons. Lineage: Eukaryota; Fungi; Ascomycota; Eurotiomycetes; Eurotiales; Aspergillaceae.
AUGUGUAAACUCCAUAGCCAACCAAAGACCCUUCUCUCCGCCUUUAACUUACGCAAUAAACCAUCCCGCCACCAACAACCACAACUCUCAACUGCCACACCCCAACACCACCAAGGGGAGAUGCCUCCCAAAAAGCGCAGCGCACCCUCCGCGCCCAAGAAAGCGCGACAAUCCAAACUCGCCAAAGCGCACGACAUCAGCGCCACCGAAGAAAACGAGAUCAAAGAAGUCUUCCAGCUCUUCGCGACCAGCGCCGCCGACUUCCCAAACGAGAAAGAAGGAGUAAUAGCACGAGAAGAUGUUCGGAAGGCGCUUGUAGCGCUAGGUCUUGCGCCGGCUGACUCCCGAGAACUACACGAUAUUUUGGCGGCGGUGGACCCUACGACGACCGGGUAUGUUCUCUAUGAGCCGUUUGUGGCUGUUGCGGCGGCGAAGUUACGGUCUCGCGAUGAGGAUGCUAUGGCCGCUGAGGUGGAUGCUGCUUAUCAGUUGUUUACGCGGAAUACGGAUGGGCCGAUUACGUUGGGGCAUUUGAGGCGCAUUGCGCGGGAGUUGAAGGAGGAUGGGUUGGGCGAUGAGUUGCUUAGGGAUAUGAUUUUGGAGGCGAAUGGGGGUGCGGGUCUUGAGGCUGGGGUGAGCUUGGAACAGUUUCAUGAUGUCAUGACUAGGGCUGGCGUUUUUUAG